This is a messenger RNA of Clonostachys rhizophaga, 2355 nucleotides long. The record is from the annotation of a GenBank genome assembly. Lineage: Eukaryota; Fungi; Ascomycota; Sordariomycetes; Hypocreales; Bionectriaceae.
AUGAGUCCUUUAUCUUCCCUGAAAGCGACUCUGCUCGCUGUAGGGCUCUUUGUCUCGACCUCCGUGUCAAGCCCCCUCCUCGCUCGCAACACCAGCGCGGAUGCCAGCUUGGGUGCCAGCGCUACCAAUUGGUGGUUCGGCAAUGUCGAGCGCACCGGCAAAGUCCCAUUUGGAAGCAGCGCUAGCUACCCCGUCUUCCGCAAUGUCAAGGACUAUGGUGCUGUCGGUGAUGGCAAUACAGACGAUACCGACGCCAUCAACGCAGCCAUCACUGCUGGUGGCCGCUGUGGUCGUGGCUGUGACUCGAGCACGAACACUCCUGCGCUCGUCUUCUUCCCACCUGGAACCUAUCUUGUAUCCCGGCCACUCAACCAGUUCUACUACACGCAUAUGGUCGGCGAUCUUCUUGAUGUUCCCACUCUCAAGGCAGCCGCCGCCUUCACCGGUUUUGCUGUGAUUGAUGCCAAUCCGUAUGAUAGCAACGGCUUCAACUGGUUCACCAAUCAGAACAACUUCUUCCGCCAGAUCCGCAACUUCAAGAUUGACCUCACCGCUCAGCCCAUGAACACCGGCACCGGCAUCCAUUGGCAGGUAGCACAGGCUACUUCCCUGCAGAACAUUGAGUUCUUCAUGGUGCAGUCUGACUCUGAAGAUAACCGGCAGCAAGGUAUCUUCAUGGAGAACGGAUCUGGCGGCUUCAUGACGGACCUGAUCUUCCAUGGUGGAGGCAUCGGCGCUGCCUUUGGCUCGCAGCAGUUCACCGCGCGCAACCUCCAGUUUAACAACUGCAAGACCGCUAUUUCCAUGUUCUGGAACUGGAUUUGGAACUUCCAUGGCCUCAAAGUGACCGGCUGUGGUCUUGGUAUCGACAUAUCCAGCAGGGGUGACGAGGGUCAGAGUGUCGGAACAACCAUCAUUCAAGACGCCACCUUUACCAAUACUGCUGUCGGUGUUCUGACGGCUUAUGAUACCAAUCAGAGCGGUACUAGUGGUACUCUCAUUAUUGACAACACUGAUUUCGUCAACAGCCCCGUUGCUGUUCGCUCCGAUGUUACCGGAAACACGAUUCUGGAGGGCAACAAGCGUAUCGACUCUUUUGUUCAGGGCCGAUCCUAUGUCGGUUCAUCUGGAAGCGCCGUUCAAGCUGAGCGACCUGCCCCUGCGAAACCGGCUGUCCUUCUCGAUGGCGCUGGGCACAUUUUCACUCGCUCGAAGCCGCAGUACGAGAACGUCCCUGCGAGCAAGUUCAUAUCCGUUAAGAGGCAUGGAGCCAAGGGCGACGGUAUUGCAGAUGACACCGCGGCUCUGCAGGCUGCUUUCAAUGCCGCUGCUGCUGACGAAGUCGUGUUUUUCCCACACGGCGCCUACCUGAUCCACGAUACUAUCGAUAUCCCCGCGAACAUUCGAAUUGUCGGUGAGAUCUGGCCUCUCUUGAUGGCAGCUGGCGAUAGCAACUUCCAAAAUCAGCUUAACCCCAAACCUAUGCUUCGUGUAGGUCAGCCAGGCGAUGUUGGCAAUGUCGAGAUCUCCGACUUCAUGAUUGAGACCAAGGGUAGCCAGCCAGGCGCGAUUCUCAUGGAAUGGAACUUGGAGUCUGCGUCCAAGGGAUCUGCCGGUUUGUGGGACGUUCACUUCCGUAUCGGCGGAUCUGCUGGUACGCAGCUACAAUCCGAUACCUGUACCAAGUCUCCAAAUGUUCCCACGCAGCCCAACCCCGACUGCAUCGGGGCUUUCAUGCUGAUGCAUAUCACCGAGACGGCCUCGAUCUACAUGGAGAACACAUGGCUUUGGGUCUCUGACCACGAGCUCGAUCGCAACGACCAUAAUCAAAUCAACAUCUACAACGGCCGUGGCCUUCUCGUGGAAUCAACAAAGCCGGUUUGGCUCUGGGGAACCGCAUCGGAGCACAAUGUUCUGUACAACUAUCAUUUCCAGAAUGCGCAAAGUGUAUACAUGACAGUCAUCCAGACCGAGACAGCCUACUUCCAGGCCAAUCCUGACGCAACUGUUCCAUUCAUCACCCAAGCCGAGUGGCACGACCCUGAAUGGGAGUCUUGCUUGACAAACGACAGGUGCCGAAAGACCUGGGGUCUACGCGUGCAAGAUUCCAAAGAUAUCCUCUUUUACGGUGGUGGCAUGUACUCGUUCUUUGAAAACUACAAACAGGAAUGCUUGGAUACGGAAGAUUGCCAAGACAACAUGGUCGAGAUCAACAACUCCAAUAUUGUCAUGUAUGGUGUGAACACAAAGGCAUCCACCAACGUCAUCACCCUCAAUGGUAAGGGUGCAAUGACUCACCUACCGGAUAACGAGAGCACCUUUUGUGCGGCUAUUGCGGCGUUUGUCCCUGCCUGA